This is a messenger RNA of Chelmon rostratus (copperband butterflyfish), 2190 nucleotides long. RefSeq names its product cyclin-dependent kinase inhibitor 2A/B (p15, inhibits CDK4) (gene cdkn2). NCBI's taxonomy places the organism in Eukaryota, Metazoa, Chordata, Actinopteri, Chaetodontiformes, Chaetodontidae. The record is from RefSeq and is a predicted model, not a curated record. Gene Ontology annotation, molecular function: cyclin-dependent protein serine/threonine kinase inhibitor activity; protein kinase binding. Gene Ontology annotation, cellular component: nucleus. The coding region runs from base 231 to 605 and encodes 124 amino acids. Gene Ontology annotation, biological process: negative regulation of cell population proliferation; regulation of cyclin-dependent protein serine/threonine kinase activity. The transcript has 2 exons.
GCGAGCGCUGGACAGGAGAUGUAGGCCUCCGGCUUACUAACGCGACCCAGACAACAUCUGGCCGAAACCGACGAGCCUCCAGCCGCCACACAUCGACGCCGAACCGGGACUGUUCGUCACGCGCUCCCCGGCGCGUUUUCCGAGCUGCUGUCGUUCCUUAAACAGGCAUCACCAGCCUACCUGUCAAAGCAGUCCGUCACGGAGGUGAUCGCUGCAGCUUUUACGUGACGAUGACUCUGGAGGAUGAUCUGACAGCCGCUGCGGCGAGAGGAAACGCGGCAGAUGUGGAGUAUCUCCUGCAGGCCGGAGCUGAAGUUAACGGGCUGAACAGUUUUGGACGAACCGCUCUGCAGGUGAUGAUGAUGGGGAGCACGCCGGUGGCUCAGGUGUUGCUGAAGCACGGAGCGGAUCCCAACGUGGCGGACAGAAGCACCGGGACCACCCCGCUGCACGACGCGGCCAGGACCGGCUUUCUGGACACCGUGCGGCUCUUGGUGGCCUUCCUGGCUGACCCGCAGGCCAGGGACAACAGAGACUGUCGGCCUGUUGAUGUGGCCAGAGCCAGCGGCCACACAGGUGUGGUGGCUUUCCUGGAGUCCCUGUGAGAGGGACGCUGCCGGUCCCUGCUGCUGGCUCUGAGGAGGACUCGGGGCCUUAAGAGGCCCGCAGCUGAAAUUAUGCACAUCUACAGAUUUGCUGUAAAAUCUAUUUAUUUGUCUAUUUUUGCUGAGUAAGCAUUAUUGUUUUUGUUUUUAUUUUUUAACGAAAUCAGGGUUAUUUAUUGGCAGGGGCUCGCGCUCUGAGCAGCCUGAAUCCCACUUCGGAAAGUGUACAGUUUUAUUAUUUGUACAGCGGAUCGUAUUUUUAAAGCAGGAUCAUUGCUGGUUUUCGUCAUAAACCGACAGAAAUGACCGUAUUUUGAAUGUUUCCAUAUCGAAUAAUUAACCAAAUAACACAAAAGCCAUUGAAAAUAUUUUUUGCACAUGUGAACAUUAGUGUCUAACCGACGCCCUGUUCUGAAAACACUUUUAUUGUGCAGACUCGGAGUCACGUUUCCUGUUCAUCACAUUCAGACGUCGGAGAUUAUGCAAUUUAUUAAGACGCAUUUUAAAUGUUUAAGAUUAGAAGCAAAUUUAAUAUUGCUGUACUUCCCAUACUGUUUGACGGAUGGAUUUGUGGUACCGGAGAAUUUAAAAAAAUUAAAUGAAUAAAAACAAAUCGCGUUUGAAAUCAUUCGGCCGGAAACAAACGAUGAAACAAACAAAGAAAUUAUCAUCGCGGGACAUUUAAUCUUCAUCAGUUGGCUGAUUUGCUUUUGUUUGACAGGCUUUGAGCUCAGAGACGGAGCAGACUCACGUCAGAAGCUUUUUUCUAACACCGCCAGGUAAACAGGUGACAGGCUCGUGAUCAUGAUCCGGCCUCAGGUGACUUCACAGGUAACCGCCAAUUAGAUCAAGGCUGAUGGAAUCAUUUAGGUUUGUGUGUGUGUGUGUGUGUGUGUGUGUGUGUGUGUGUGUGUGUGUGUGUGUGUGUGUGUGUGUGAACCGUUUGAGGUGACCGGUUUAAAAGUCCUCGUACAUAUAUUAAAUAUUAUAAUCCAGAGGCUGUAUUUUAGCUUGUGUUGGAUAAUUCUGUAUAAAAAUGACGUGUUCAUAUGAAGCAGCUCAGUUUUUAUUUGUGUCCUGCAUGAGGAGGUAACAGCUCCCGUUAAUGUGUCGCUUCCUGGCAGCAGACUGAGGAGGAAGAGGAGCAGGACGAGGAGGAGAAAAUCAUUAUGAAUAAACCACCGUGAUCCACAUCAGAGGAUUCACAUCUGCGCUUUGGGCAGUUAAACAUUAAGCCGAGCAGUUUUUAUGGCUUAAUGAAACCAAAGUGAGGUUUGACCACAGAAAAUUCCCCAAAACCACAAACGACACUGUCGUUUCGUGUCUUUUCAGACGGACUUUAACUGCACAGCCUCACAGGCCGCUUUCACCCGACAGUAAAUGAUGCUCAUCAGAAAUCAAACAGGAGGCUGGAAAAACGGAUCUGCUGUGAAUAUUCAUGCUUCAAGACCAGAAAUUUACAUCUGAAUUUAGUUCUAAUAUAAAUGCACUAUUACUUCAUAUUCUUUUUUUUAUUAUUAUUUUUCCUUGAUUGCACUGGAGGCUUUUUGCUCACUGUGAUAAAUAAUAACCACUGAAUCUGAAC